ACUUGAGUCUUUCGUCUGACUAGAAUCAGUUUGCGUUUGCUUCCCUUGGUGAUUGAGAGGUGUAGUGGUACGCUGGUUAUUUUGUUCGCGAAGAAAAAUGAUUUAUCCUUAGUUAUCGCUAGCUGUUUACAUCUCUUUAGUUUUUGAUAAGCUUUUAGUGACGAUAGCUUCAAACUCCUCUGUUGUUUUUGAUGCCUGCGUUCAGUGGUCAAGCGCGUCGCUCCCGGCAGCACCACAUUUUGGCGGGAAGCAUGUACGGUAUUUCGCCUGAACAGCUCAGAGCAUUCAUUCAUGUGAAUGAGAAUAAUGAAAAUACGGACGAUAGUAACCUGGAUAGGAAGCACCGGGUGCUCACACUCGAUUGUAGAUCCUUUGUGGCCUACAACAAUGGUCACAUAGUGGACUCUGUGAAUGUCCACUGUCCAGCAAUCCUGAGAAGACGAUGUGGCGGACGUUUGCCACUGAGGACUUUGAUUCCAAACAGUAAUAUUCGAACAUCUUUAACAAACAAUCAGUGUUUUCCUGUUGUGCUUUACGACGACUACGGGCUAAAUGUCAAAAAUCUCAGUGAUAUGACUGGAGAGGAAUCAACAGCAACUUUUGUGGCUAAAUGUUUACGGAAUGAAACGGAUUUGAAGACUAUAUACUACUUAGAAGGUGGCUUUCAGAACUUCAGCCGCCUAUAUCCGGAGUUGGUCACUCAGACGCCCUGUCACAGUCCUUGUGCCUCUCCGUGCCAGAGCCCCCGACCGUUGUCAGGCGGCGGAGGAGGUCCCGUGGAGAUCCUCAGCCACCUCUAUCUGGGCAGCGCGCGAGACGCCGCCCGCAAAGAGCAGCUGCAGCAGCUUGGGGUGACCGCCCUGUUAAACGUAACACAGCUCUGCCCCAACCUCUUCCAAGAGGCCUUCCUCUACAAAUGCAUACCCGUGCGGGACACGGGCGGCGAAGAUAUCGCUGCGCAUUUCCACGAGGCCAUCAACUUCAUUGAUCAAGUAAAGGCACAAAAUGGUAAAGUGCUGGUCCACUGCCAGGCUGGAAUCAGCCGAUCCGCCACCAUCUGCAUCGCCUAUCUGAUGGCCACCAAGCGACUCAGGAUGGAAGAGGCCUACAAAUACGUCAAGUCCCGCCGAAAGAUCGUCUCUCCCAAUUUCAGCUUCAUGGGACAAUUGCUAUCUUUUGAAAACCAAAUCUUCUCAUCUUCUGGAUCUCGAUACCACCAACCGUCGCCCGGCUCCCCUCUGUUGGCCGUGGAUGCGUCCACCCCCGAUCCUGACACUCUCACCCCUUCCAGCAGCGCCAGUCAGAGAAAUGUGUUCGAUUUCAGGCCUAUACCCAAUCCUCCGGAGGAGACGGUGUCAUCAUCUACGGCAGUGUCCGAGAAUGAAUAUGUCACUGCCUCCAUAGUGGAUCCAUGUCACAAACUGAGUCUGUCGCCAUGUUUGACGUGACCUGCGGAUUGAUCCCACUCCUCGGGAGAAUCGUACUUGUAAUCUCUGGUCCAACGCGCACUUGUUAAAACUAAAAUAUCUUUGUAAAGAAAUCAUUUUAAUGGUGUUAUGUGGUGGCGUUUUGCAUAUAAUCAUUUCAUUUUCACUGAAAAUUGAACGUUUUUGAAAAAAUUGUCUUUUUAGAAUAUUAAGACUUUUUUUUUAUGUUCUGCAAUAGAUCUUAUAUCAUUUAUGAUAAAAUUAAAAUGUACAUAGUUGAAGUAUAUGAAUAUGAAUCAUAUUUGCACUAGUCCUGCAACUAGUCAGUGCAGUAGAGUAUAUAUAUAUAAAUAUUAUUUGUCUAAACUAACAUUAUCGGAAAUUUAAGAUUUGUGCCUUCAAACACACAAACAAAAAAAUAUAUAUAUGAAUAUUUCAAGAGCUUUUGUCACAUUUCAAAAUCUUUAUCAUAUUCAAUUUUUAUAUAAGUGACAUUGUUAAGCUAUCUGCAUGUACAAUUGAAAUGAGCUGCUUGAUUCAAUUGACAUUUAUUAAUGACUUGUUUACAAUUAAAAAGUAGAUGACUUAGUAUAAAUGUACGAGCUUAAUGUUAUUUAUUGUCAGUGCUUUUAAAUUUCAAAAGAGCUCUUUUCCAUACUAAUUUUAGUUCUCUUAAUUUAAAUCGAAAACAUUGAGCAGUUGUUUUUAUGAAAUACCAUCGAAUGGUUCAAUAGGUUUUUAAUCAAAAUUUUUAAUUUUUUUGGAAAUAACUGUUAUAGGCGCUAGUUACUGUGGUAACAGUGUCCACAAUGUGGGUGGCGUUUUAUAACAGACAAAAAAAAAACUGUUUUGGCGUGGUUAUUUUGUUAUAGCCAUUUUUUUAAUAACUGAAAAAAGUAAAGAAACGAGCUUUUCUGAAUCUGCUCAAAUUUCGAGACUUAAUGUUUUUAAAGUACUGAUAAUCGCACAUUCUAAUAUUGAUAUCCUACAGCAAUAGCUCUACUUUUUUUUUAAAUUGGAUUGUUCAAAUUUUAUAAAUAUCUUUUGCCCCCGUAUGAAAUUUGUGACCGCGAAUUCAUUUUGACAAUGAGAAUGUUUUACAUUUUCUAGAGAAUUGGGUUUUUAAUAACUUUGUCAAUUGUGAAUGCUAUUAUUAUAUGACUCUGUGUUCAUAUUCUAGUUUGUGUAACUCUAGAAGUAUUGCAUCUGUUGUGUCAUGUGUAUCUAGUCAACACUUGGAAAUUAGCCAUUUGCACACGAUUGAAUAUCUAUGGAAAAAUGCAUAUUAAUAAAUAUCAGUUAUGUAUGUAUUGA
This is a messenger RNA of Argiope bruennichi, 2741 nucleotides long. Its product is annotated as dual specificity protein phosphatase 1-like. Gene Ontology annotation, molecular function: MAP kinase tyrosine/serine/threonine phosphatase activity; protein tyrosine/threonine phosphatase activity. The record is from RefSeq and is a predicted model, not a curated record. The transcript has 3 exons. Gene Ontology annotation, cellular component: nucleus; cytoplasm. Lineage: Eukaryota; Metazoa; Arthropoda; Arachnida; Araneae; Araneidae. Bases 192 to 1448 code for a protein of 418 amino acids. Gene Ontology annotation, biological process: protein dephosphorylation; negative regulation of MAPK cascade.